Rhododendron vialii is the source of this 1558-nucleotide messenger RNA. Its product is annotated as 7-methylxanthine methyltransferase ICS1-like. Gene Ontology annotation, biological process: methylation. Gene Ontology annotation, molecular function: S-adenosylmethionine-dependent methyltransferase activity. The record is from RefSeq and is a predicted model, not a curated record. Bases 205 to 1260 code for a protein of 351 amino acids. Lineage: Eukaryota; Viridiplantae; Streptophyta; Magnoliopsida; Ericales; Ericaceae. The transcript has 4 exons.
AAAGUCCACUUCUCCUCCCAGCGGAGAGAAUUUAUUCUCCUCUCCACUAAUAGAUAAAGAACACAAUACGCAGAAGAAGAUAAUAUUCACUGUAUGACACCCCAACGCAGACUGUGGGAGCAUGUCUUUGCACCGUAAUUGAGAGAGAGAGAGAGAGAGAGAGAGAGAGAGAGAGAGAGAGAGAGAGAGAGAGAGAGAGAGAACAUGGACACGAAGGAAGCAAUCUUCAUGACGAGAGGAGAUGGGGAAAAUAGCUAUGCCCAACUCUCUUGUUUAACGCAAAAGGUAAACGCCGUAACCAAACCCCUACUAGAAAACGCGGUCCGAUCUCUAUUCUCCAAAGGCUUCCACGUUCACGGAGUCCUUAACAUAGCCGACUUGGGCUGCGCAGCGGGCCCAAAUGCGUUCUCUAUCAUUUCCACGGUCAAAGAGACCGUGGAAAUGAAAUCGCAGGAAUUGAAUUACCAAACACCGGAAUUGCAGUUCUACUUGAACGAUCUUCCGGGAAAUGAUUUCAACACUUUAUUCAGAGGGUUGUCUUAUGAGAAUUCGUGCUUUCUGGCGGGGGUUCCGGGGUCUUUCCACGGGCGGAUUUUUCCCCGUAAGAGCUUGCAUUUGGUCCAUUCCUCGUACAGUGUCCAUUGGCUCUCUCAGGUACCAAAAGGACUGACGAGCAGAGAAGGGUUGGCAUUGAACAAGGGAAACAUCUACAUAUCAAAGACAACCAGUCCAUUGGUAAGAGAAGCCUACUUGACUCAAUUUGAAGAGGACUUCACCAUGUUUUUGAGGUCUCGAUCCGAAGAGGUAGUCCCCAAUGGUUGUGCGGUCUUAAUUCUACACGGCCGACAAUCCCCAGAUCCCUCAAGCAAGGAGUGCUGCGCCACCUGGGGACUCAUUGCUGGGGCCAUUGCUGCACUGGUUUCAGAGGGUUUGAUUGAGGAGGAGAAAUUAGACUCUUUCAAUGUACCCUACUACACACCAUCAGCAAAGGAAGUGCAAGAUGUGGUGGAGAGAGAGGGAUCAUUUGCGGUUGAGCAUAUUGAUAGCUUUGCAGUUCGCGUUGAAGGUAAUUUGUCCAAUAUUGGAGAGAAGUUUGCCAAGAGAAUCAGGGCAUUCACAGAGUCGACUGUUGCCCACCAUUUUGGAGAGGAAUUAAUGAGAAAAAUAUACGACAAGCUAACCAAGUUACUAGUUGAAGAUUCGUCCAUACAGGCGGAACCAGCCGUCACUGUUGUGGUUGUGCUUAACAAGAAAUUAUAGGAGGCUGCUUUGUGUUUGGGGAUUUUCUUUUCUGGGUGUUUCAUUGUCUAUGGUUUUCCUGGAGCUAUUGGGGGUAGUCGUCAUUGCUUUUCGGGUUGUUUUGUGCUAUCGAAUAAAAUCUCAGCAAGGACAAAACACAAUCUGUACUUUCUAUCGAUGAUAUGUGAUUUUCUUUUAGUGUCUAGCUAGCACGUACUUGUUGUUAGCUUCUUUGUACGUAUUCCGUUCUGUCUUUGAUUGUUUUGUUAUAUUUCGUACUUUUAAAGUUUUAAUGAAACGGUACUUUGUGAUUCAUAAA